UCAAGCCGCAUCCAUUUCCUGUUAGCUACCAGAGCUUUCAUCUACCACAUUUACCAAGCAACUUAUUACUUCUUCGGUAUAUUUUCUCAGUCUGUAGCACUUUUCACCUUCAACUAGUCGCAAAUAUGGCAGAGGCGAUUCAAAAGAAACUGAAAGCGGAAGUAGAAAAAUACUCGCAAAUGCAGAAAGAUGUUAGUAAGAGCAUGGCAUCCAGACAGAAGCUGGAGACGCAGCUCACAGAGAACAACAUUGUCAAAGAGGAGAUGGAUCUACUGGACAGCACCAACACAGUUUAUAAGCUUAUUGGUCCAGUUUUAGUGAAACAAGACCUGGAUGAGGCCAAAGCUACAGUUGCAAAAAGGCUGGAGUAUAUUAACGGAGAGAUUCAAAGGUAUGAGACGCUCCUGAAAGAAAUGGAAAAGAAAUCGGACCAGCACCGAGAAGUCUUGUCCAGUUUACAGCAGGAGUUUCAGAAAGCUCAGGGCCUCGCUGUAGGAAAAGUCUGAUCAAGUGAUGAUGCUGCACGCAUGCUCUAACACAUAGACACAGAAAACUCGAAGGAGUUUAGUUGGUAUCAUUCUAUGAUAUAAAUCUACAGCAUCAUGCCAGUAAAUGCUGCUUGUAUCUUGUCAUUCAUUUGCAGCUUUAUUACUGUGACUUUUCUCUUGUAACUAAUAAAUGUGUUUUUCACCAAACGUU
Molecule: messenger RNA, 699 nt
Organism: Scomber scombrus (Atlantic mackerel)
Lineage: Eukaryota; Metazoa; Chordata; Actinopteri; Scombriformes; Scombridae
Gene: pfdn6
Product: prefoldin subunit 6
Exons: 4
Coding region: 126-506 (126 amino acids)
Biological process (GO): chaperone-mediated protein complex assembly; protein folding
Cellular component (GO): cytoplasm; prefoldin complex
Molecular function (GO): protein-folding chaperone binding
Source: RefSeq, a predicted model, not a curated record